CUUAAUGCCACACCUCCCUUCUCAAGAUGGCGUCACUCAGUUACCACCUCAUUUUAUGUCACUGUCGGAAAAGUCACCUUCGCCUCGCUUUACGGCACCACCCGAAAGAUCAUUUCCGCCAGAGUUUGACUGCCAGGGAAAAGAGAGAAGCUGGUUUUUGGGGUCCCGCAGGACCAAGGCUUCAGAGCACUGCGGUGAUCAUGGACCGCAGGAAGAAGCCAUUAGACGUCACGGCCUCCUCGUUAGUGGACCUCAAGGCUGAACUUUUCCGAAAACAAGAAGAAUUUAAAAAAGAAAAACUUCUCAAAGAUGCUGGAGUUCCAGGGAAACCAAAAUCAACCAACAAGAAACCAAGUAUUUGGAACAAACAGAAUGCUGGUGUUUCAGAACGGGCUGAAAAAGAUGCCGAACAGAAAUCUGAAGAGCAAAAGACAUUAGAUAAGUCAAGGGAAAAAUUAGAAGAGAAAGCCAAAUUGUAUGAGCAAAUGACUAAAGGAGACUUCUUAGAUGAAGAAACAGAGGAGAUGUACCUUGUGGAUUUCACCCAAAAGAUCAUAGACAAGCGAAGAGAAGUACAGGCCUUAAGCCUGAACAAAGCAUCUAAAAAGACAACAGCAAAGGAGGCAGAUGAAGACGAAGGUCUAUCUGAAGUAGAUAUCCCUCCUCCCCAAGACCCCAGUGAAGAAUGGGUUGAUUAUGUGGAUUCUUUAGGCCGUUCUAGGCGCUGCAUGAGGAAAGAUUUGCCAAGCCUUUUGGAAAUGGAUAAAAAUCUUCAGGGAAAGCUAUAUGUUCCUGACAAAACUCUGUUGUCUGAGGACAUGAAAAGAGAGCUCCAGCGACAGCAGUGGGAAGAGGAGGAAAAAGAGGCCCUGAGCAGACCAGUGGGGCCCAUCCAUUACGAGGACAUUCGAGAAAAUGAGGCCCGACAGCUUGGCGUUGGCUAUUUUGCCUUUGCCCGGGAUAAAACCAUGAGAAACAAGCAAAUGGAGACAUUAGAAAUGCUGCGAGAACAGACUACAGACCAAAGAACCAGACGGGAGAACAUCAAAGAAAAGAGAAAGGCUUUGCUGGAUGCCAGACUUGCAAAACUGAGGCAGAGAAAGAUGAAGAAGCUAAAUGACGAUGGGGCUGAAGAAGAGAAUGGAGAAAAAGAAGUUAUUGGGCCUUUCCCACCCGAACCAGAACGAACUCCAGUUGCCCAAAGGAGCAAAGUAGAAGUCAUCAUCCAGGAGAGAAAAGACACCAAGCCAGGCGUCCCUUAUGUCCGCGAGUGGGACCGAGGGAAAGAAUUUUCUUUUGGACACUGGUCAAAGAAGCAGUCAGAUCUCAGGGCUGAAAGAGAUCCUGAAUUUGCCCCUCCGUCGGAUUACUUUUUGGGCCAGAAGAAAACUGGUCAUUUCAGUGGCCAGACUUGGAAUCUCUCUGGACCUUCACAUGACACCUCAGGGCUUGGCUCUAGCCAGAGCAAUGAAUCCACCCCGAACACUUUCCCCAAUCAACCAAGACAAGCCCCAAGCCCUCCUUACCAGAGUCUGGAUGAUAUGCUCUCAUAUUACAAACAAGUGACCUAAGUGUGGAGAGUCCUUGGACAGUGGCUUCUGCUCUGUGACUCCCUCCUUUGAAGGAAGAAUUUAAAUUUCAUAACAUUUAUUUCCUCUCCCUUACUCCUUCUGUGGGAGGCGAGAUCACCACGUGGUCAAUAAAGAAAUCUAAGUUAUUCCAACAUUUAAUAUAGAAAAGAAGAGACCCAGAAAAAGGAGACCUGAGGAAUUCUGCUGCUCCUGGGCUGAACCAGCAUGUAUCAUUCUAAUGGGAUUAAAGCGCAAUUGGAAUUAUAAUGGAAUAUUCUUUCAUAUUCAAAAAAUUAGAAUAGAUUCUGAGCAAAAAAAAAAUCUCUGUACCUUCCUUUUGCCGAUUAUUCCUGUUGUGAUAGAUGUGGCCUGCUCUUGCAAAUGGUUAUCCUAAAAGGAUUCCACUUCCAAAUGAGUUAAUUUAAGUAAAUUAAGAAGAAAUCUAACCUGUAAAGCGAAGUUAGGGAGAUGAGGCAAGCAAUGCAUUCCAUCCCCAAUUGGACUGCCAGCCUGAGAAAAUAAAGCUGCCAACUUUCAGGCUAAAACAGUCCAGGCCAGUCACUUAAUUAGAGAGGGACUCAGAGAGAGAGUCAUGCCAGGCCCAAAGAAUGAGUCCUGAGACCAAGGGCUGCCUCUGAUGACCCUGGUACAGCCCCUUUUCCUCUCUCCCCAAGACUGCACAGAAGUUGCCUGGCUGCCUCAGUCAAGGGAGUUUUCCUAUCAGGAGCUCCUAAGAAAUGUUUCAUUUUUAUAAAAUCUUAAGUGACUAUCACAGGACCUGGAAUGGGACCUUGUACACAGCAGGCCUUCAAUUCAGUGUGUGCUGACUGAAUGUUAGACUGGAUAGUUCGUCUAGUCAGAACACACUGAAAACAGGACUUAUUCCUCAUAGUUAUUGGUAUUCAUUAGAAUGGACAUUUAUUACCAGCCACAGGAACAGUGGGUAGAACACUGAGCCUGGAGUCAGGAAGAUACAUCUUCUUGGGUUCAGAUCUGGCCUCAGACAUUUCCUAGCUGGGUGACCCUGGACAAGUCACUUUACCCUGUUUGCCUUAAGGAAAUGGCAAGCCACUCCAAUAUUUUGCCAAGAAAAACCCCUACCUAGGUCACAAAGAAACAUGAGCGAACAACAACAAACUUCAUUUUAGAAUAUUUGGAUUUGAUCCUCUCUUCUCUUUUUCUGGGUCCAGGUCACUGUGGGAAGCAUGUGAGACAAGGUCACCCCCUCUCUUUGCCCCCAAAUGUCAGUGUUUAUUUGGGAGACUAGCUCCAAAUCAGAAUAAAAUGCAGAGAGAAGACCAUCUCUCCCAUGAGAAGCCCUCAGCCACCUCUCUCAUCCCCCGCACCCCAACUUAAAGCAGCAGGUUUUUGCAGACAAGAUCCACAUUCUCAUGGGGUCAGGGGUUGGAAAGCAAAGUCCAGAAUUCUCCAGGCAGCCAAAGUCUCUUUAGCUUCUUAUGUACUUGAUCAGGCCCUGAGAAAAAUGAAUGGACCAGAUGACCUUCCACCACCACACAAAAAGUUCCAAUUAAAAGGAAAGAAACCCCUUUCUCAGCUCUAGAUUUGGAGUCAAGAAGAUCUAAGUUUGAAUCUUGCCUCAUAGACACUAGACAACACUUGCCUCAGUUUCCUCAUCUAUAAAAGGAGGAUAAUACCACCUACUUCACAUCCUAGGGGAUAAUAAAUAAGGUGUUUUGUAAAACUUAAAAUACUCUAUAAACACUAGCUUUUACCAUUCUGUAAGCCAAAUGACGGAGUCAGUUGUAUUGCUAAGUAUUUCUGUACUCAGUGGAUCUAUGAUCUCUUUGUUCCCUCCACUGAUACAGAUCACAACUUAUCCUGCCCAUCACCCUCUGUGGGUGUCAUUCCUUGGCAUCCGCCACAGAGAAUCUUCCAAGGGUGUGAGAGGCCUCCCUCUCUAUUCAAAUGGAGUGAAAGAAAUAAAAUUCACAGGUGGAAGAAAAGUCAAACAAAUAAAAAAGCAAAAGAAAAUGCUGGCGAUUAAAAAUAAGAAAUGUAGGAAAGAUGUGGGUGAGAAACUGAGUCAAAGAAGAAACAAUAAAAGAUGAGAAGACAAAACUGCCACUGAGACAAGUUUGUGAAUGGAAUUGAGUGGGCUGGAGUGUCCAGGGUGCAUAGAGUGAUUGGUGAGGGAGAAAGGGAGAAUGCAAAGAUGAAUAAGAGAAAUGAAGCAAAGAAUGGGGGAGUGAAGCCACCUCAGUCUGCCCAGAGUUCUCACUGCGAGUGUUUCAUGGAAUUGCCUUUGUUAACUGUCCAGUGCCGUUUGGUCAAUGUCUCCAGUCCCUUUUCCCCAUCACAUUUUCAUAGAGAUUCCAAAGACCACAAAACCCACUCCUAAAACCCCCCUCUGUACAUUAAUUCUGUUUAACGUUCUAUGUAUUUCCCUUCGAUGUCCAAUCCCAUUUUGGCCCUUUAUGCCUUGAAGUACCUGAUAAAGAGGUUUUAUUGUGUUACUUACAGAUAGAUUUUGUACUUCAGGAUCCAGCAGAUGGCAUUAGAGUUCUGCAAUGACUCAUCUGUACUCUAAAAGAUCUAUUUUUAUGUGCUUUGGUGAUUAGAUUAUGUGCAUUUCUUCUAUUGGUAAUUGAGACAAUUAGACUAUAAAUUUCUUCCAUGUAUAAACUGAACACUGUAGACAUUUUUAAGAGCUCUGUUAAUCUCUGGGGACAAAUAAUUAAAAUUCCUUCUACAGGAAAA
Molecule: messenger RNA, 4289 nt
Organism: Monodelphis domestica (gray short-tailed opossum)
Lineage: Eukaryota; Metazoa; Chordata; Mammalia; Didelphimorphia; Didelphidae
Gene: CCDC174
Product: coiled-coil domain containing 174
Cellular component (GO): nucleus
Source: RefSeq, a predicted model, not a curated record